AUGGCUAAUACGCUCGCCCCCUACCUUGGAGCUAUUCGUAGCUCGCUGGACUCGGCGCUGUGUCUACGCAACUUCCCAUCACAAACAGUGGAACGCCACAACAAACCUGAAGUCGAGCUACAGAUGAGCAAGGAACUACUGUUGAAUCCUGUACUUAUCUGCCGCAAUGAACAGGAAAAGUGCCUGAUUGAGCCGUCCGUAAAUGCAACUCGCCGCGCCGAACAGUUUAUAAUUAUGCGGCGGGUAGCGGUGGACGGCUACGACAUGAGUUUUCUCGUAGUGCACCAGCACCUUGAAAAUAUGUACAAGCACAAGCUUAUUGACUUUAUCAUCACUUUUAUGGAGGACAUUGACAAAGAAAUUAGUGAAAUGAAGAUUUCGCUUAAUGCGCGCGGUCGCAUUGUCGCUACCGAGUUUAUGAAGCAGUUUACUUGA
Molecule: messenger RNA, 435 nt
Organism: Plasmopara halstedii
Lineage: Eukaryota; Oomycota; Peronosporomycetes; Peronosporales; Peronosporaceae
Product: actin-related protein 2 3 complex subunit 4-like
Exons: 4
Coding region: 1-435 (144 amino acids)
Biological process (GO): Arp2/3 complex-mediated actin nucleation; actin filament polymerization
Cellular component (GO): Arp2/3 protein complex; actin cytoskeleton
Molecular function (GO): actin filament binding
Source: RefSeq, a predicted model, not a curated record